Messenger RNA from Closterium sp. Naga37s-1, 261 nucleotides. NCBI's taxonomy places the organism in Eukaryota, Viridiplantae, Streptophyta, Zygnematophyceae, Desmidiales, Closteriaceae. The record is from the annotation of a GenBank genome assembly.
AUGACGUUGCCGCAGACAGUUGACUUCCGCAGGAGCGAUGUGAAGACCAAUGUGUUCAGAGAGGUUCAGAGGCGCGUGCUGAAGGACUCGGUGAUUCGCUACGUGGACGUGGGGCCAAUGAGUGACUGGCGGCCUGAUGGGCACCUGCAGAAUUGGAUAGUGACAAGUAGCUCAACCAAGAAGAAUGACUGCUUGCACUGGUGUGAGGCUGGGGUCACAGAUGCGUGGCUGGAGAUGGUCCACAAUACACUACUCUUCUGA